UGAUAUUGAUGAGGUGAUAGCAAUAAAUCCUGAGUUAUCAAAAGGACUACCUGCUGCAGACGUGAAAGAGAACCUUCCUUUGCAAGAGAAUGUAACUGUACAGAAACAGAAGCGUAGAACAACCCUUUCAAAAAUUCCUGCUCCACGGGAAGUUGCAACAGUGACAACUAAUGUCUCUGCAGCUGAGCAGAAGAUUCCAGCUGUACGUGGCCGUUCCAGAAUGUCUGUUAUCACGGAAUCUCAGUGCAACCUCCAGGAAAAUGAGAUGGGAGUGGAUCCCUGCAAUUCUACACAAACCAGAAACAAUUCAUCAGUUCCUGCUGGACGAACCAGGACUGGCAGGCUGAGCUGUGCUCCAGAAGCCUCACUGACAAAUGUAAAUGGAAAUACAGAGGACAAUCUGCCUGCUGCUAGAACAGUCUCUUCAGUGAGCCCAGUUCGGAGAAGAUCUAACAUUGUGAAAGAGAUGGAGAAAAUGAAAAACAAGAGAGAAGAAAAGAGAGCUCAAAUUAGUGAAAUCAGGACAAGGCGUGCACAGGAAUUUGACAGCAGCUGUCCAAACUGGGAGUUUGCACGGAUGAUCAAGGAAUUCAGAGCAAAUCUAGACUGCCAGCCAAUAUCUAUGAAUGACCCAAUAGAAGAACAUAGGAUUUGUGUCUGUGUGAGGAAGCGCCCUCUCAAUAAACAAGAACUUCUGAAAAAGGAAUGUGAUGUGAUUACUGUUCCAAGCAAGUGUGUCCUGCUGGUGCAUGAGCCAAAGCAGAAAGUGGACCUAACAAAAUACCUUGAAACCCAAGCAUUUAGAUUUGACUUCUCAUUUGAUGAAUUCUCAUCUAAUGAAAUGGUAUACAGGUUCACUGCUAGACCUCUUGUAGAGACCAUCUUUGAGGGUGGGAAGGCAACAUGCUUUGCAUACGGCCAAACAGGCAGUGGCAAGACACAUACUAUGGGUGGUGAUUUCUCUGGGAGAGCACAGAAUGCCUCAAAGGGCAUAUACGCUUUUGCAUCACAAGAUGUCUUCCUCCUACUAAACCAGCCCAGGUACAAGAGUCAGGACCUGGAAGUCUAUGUGACUUUCUUUGAAAUAUACAAUGGCAAGGUGUUUGACCUUUUGAAUAAGAAGGCAAAGCUUCGAGUCCUGGAGGAUGGCAAGCAGCAGGUCCAGGUUGUUGGUCUUCAAGAGAGACAAGUUGGCUGUGCUGAGGAUGUCAUCAGAAUGAUUGAGAUGGGCAGUGCCUGCAGGACAUCUGGGCAGACUUUUGCGAAUGCUAGCUCUUCACGGUCACACGCCUGCUUCCAAAUCAUACUACGCCGAAGAGGGAAACAGCUUGGCAAAUUUUCCUUGGUAGAUCUGGCAGGAAAUGAGAGGGGUGCAGACACAUCUAGUGCUGAUCGGCAGACACGAAUGGAAGGUGCAGAAAUCAAUAAGAGCUUGCUGGCUUUGAAGGAAUGUAUCCGAGCUUUAGGGCAGAACAAAUCUCAUACCCCUUUCCGGGAGAGCAAGCUGACCCAGGUGCUGAGAGACUCUUUCAUAGGAACAAACUCAAGGACCUGCAUGAUAGCAAUGAUUUCUCCAGGCAUGAGUUCAUGCGAGUACACCUUAAACACACUGAGAUACGCUGACAGAGUGAAAGAGCUCAGCCCUCAUAAUGGAGGUGGUGAAACACAGAAUCAGAUGGAGACUGAGAAUGAGGGAACAGACACCAGUGGAGAAGGCUCAGGUCACAAUCUCUUCAAGGAUGAGGAGGAAGAUAUGUCUCCACACAUGUUCAACUUCCGUGAAGCUAUGACUCAAAUUAGUGAACGGGAGGAGAAGGUUAUAGAACAGCUUAGAGAACUGAGACAGAGAAUGACCACUGAAGUUGACUACCUCUUGGGAAUCACAGAGCAACCAGACUAUGAUCUUGAGACCUUUGUGAGCAGAGCUAAGCACUUUGUAGAGGAGAGCUCAAGAAACUUCCUUGGUGUCAGAGAAACAUUGGAUGCCCUGGGUGCUGCCAUGCAACUGGAGGAGCAAGCCAGCAGGCAGAUGAGCUGGCAGAGGCCUUAGUAAAUACAGCAAAACCUGGUUCACAAGCAGUCUUCUGUAUGUCUUGCACAUUUGUUGGUGGUUUGUGUAACUCCUGUUCUAAAUGUGGUAGAGUG
Messenger RNA from Pterocles gutturalis (yellow-throated sandgrouse), 2145 nucleotides. RefSeq names its product kinesin family member 2C (gene KIF2C). The transcript is spliced from 20 exons. The record is from RefSeq and is a predicted model, not a curated record. Lineage: Eukaryota; Metazoa; Chordata; Aves; Pterocliformes; Pteroclidae. Gene Ontology annotation, molecular function: microtubule motor activity; microtubule binding; ATP binding. Gene Ontology annotation, biological process: microtubule-based movement. The coding region runs from base 221 to 2050 and encodes 609 amino acids.